UGCUACGUUUUGUCGUGUGAUCGGGAGAAACGUUGCUUGGCUGUGCGGGAGAUGGACUGAGGGAGGGAGGGCGCUCUUUCCACCACUGCUGCCUAUAGCAUCGAAAUACCUACCAGCUAGGCUCCAAUUGACGAUUUCAGGUCCCUGAAUUCUCAAGGAAAAAAAGAAAAGAAAAAAAAGACAGUUCCGUCAUUAGUCUUUCACAUCCCACUCCAAACACACUAACACGGCAUUGAUGGUAAUGUAUGCGAGGAAACAACCGAGACUCGGCGAUGGGUGCGACCGAAGAGAUUCUCAGCCCUAUCAGACUCUCAAAUAUUCAUCCAAGAGCCAUCCAGGAGGGGAUCACCGACAUGAAAAGAUGCGAGACCACUCAGAUGUCACCCCUCCCUGCAAAAUGCUUCGGAGGUCUGACAGCCCAGAAAACAAACACAGUGACAGCACAGGCCACAGCAGAGCAAAGGCUGUCCAUGCACAGAGGGCCAGAGAUCGUGAUGGAGGGACCAGUUAUUCGCCACAUGAAAAUUCUCACAACCACAGCACCCUUCAAAGCUCCAACUCUCAUUCAAACCCCAGCAAAACCUCAGACACAACUCACGAACCAAGUGAUGACUGGUCAGAGCACAUCAGCUCAUCUGGGAAGAAAUACUAUUACAACUGCCGAACAGAGGUGUCCCAGUGGGAGAAACCCAAAGAAUGGCUGGAGAGAGAACAGCGGCAAAAAGAGGCAACAAAACAGACUGCAGUUGUCAACAGUUUCCCCAAGGACAGAGACUAUCGAAGGGAGGCUAUGCAGACAUCAGUGCCCCCUGGGUUUCCAGCAAAGUCAGCACAGUCGGAGAAGCCCGCGACGACUCAUGCGACGCAGUCAUCUUCUGGCUCGGGCAGCUUGAACCCCUCAUCAGGCACCCCGGGGACAUCAUCCUCUUCCACAGUCCCUGUCUCCCCAGUCCUGCAGUCCCCCGCACCUCCACUUCUCCAAGAUCCUAGUUUGUUACGUCAACUUCUCCCUGCACUUCAGACUGCCCUGCAGCUCAAUCAUGCCAGUGUGGACAUGGCAAAAAUCAACGAAGUACUAACAGCUGCCGUCACACAAGCUUCAUUACAGUCGAUGCUUCAUAAGAUCCUUACUGCUGGACCAUCCGCUUUCAAUAUUACUACUAUUCUGUCUCAAGCAGCUCAACUCUCCAGCCAUGCAGCUCAGCAGUCAAACCAGUCACCAAUGUCGUUAACGUCAGAUGCAUCAUCGCCCAGAUCCUAUGUUUCUCCCCGUAUCAGCACACCACAAACCAACGCUGGUCCCCUCAAACCCCUACUCAGCACACAGCCGGUCAUCUCACUAUCAAAGGUGAGCACACCAGCAGUCAAGCAGUCAUCUCAUCCUCAGCAGACAUCCCAGCAGCCCCUUCCCAGUGAUAAGCAGCACACUCAUGAUGCUACCACAGCAUCACCACGCACCCUCCAGCGCCAAGGCAGUCAGAGGAGUCCCUCUCCUGGUCCCAACCAUGUCGCACAUGGCAGCAGCAGCAAUGCCCCUACAUCUGUCUCUGCUACGCCCACCUCCUCGACAACCCGGCCGUCCUGCUCCUUCACACCCACCCUUGCUGCUCACUUCAACGAGAAUCUUAUCAAGCAUGUCCAAGGUUGGCCUGCUGAACACGCAGAGAAACAGAACCAGAGUGAGCUUCAGCUUGAGGUCACAAACUGAUGGCUUGAACAUUCUCCCUCGGGAUUUUCGGUUAAAGAGCAGAAUUCAUGGUUGCAUCAAUCACAGAAAGUUGUCCAACUCCUGAAGGACCAAAGCAGCCCAAGACCAUCACACUACUACCACCAUUUUUGACUGUUGGUAUGAUGUUCUUUUUCUGAAAUUCUGUGCUACAUUUACGCCAGAAGUAAUGAGACACAAACCUUCCAAAAAGCUCAUAUCCAUAUAAUAUUCUCCCUAAAGUCUUGGGAAUCAUUCAGACAAUUCUUUGCAAAAGUAAGACGAGCAUUUAUGUUCUUUUUGGUCAGCAGUGGUUUUCGCCUUGGAACUCUGUUGGAUGCCAUUUUGCCCAGUGUCUUCCUUAUUAUGGUGUCACAAACACCGACCUUAACUGAGGCAAGGGAGGCUUGUAUUUCUUUAGAAGUUCCUUUGUGGACUCUGGAUGAGUAAUUUCUAUUUUCUUGGGGUAAUGUUUAUUGGCUGGCCACUCCUGGGAAGGUUCACCAGUGUUCCAUAUUUUCUCCAUGUGAGAAUAAUUGCUCUCCCUAUGGUUCGCUGGAAUCCUAAAGCUUUAGAAAUGGUUUUUGUAACCCUUUCCAGACUGAUAGAUGUCAAUUACUUUAUUUCUCGACUUUUAUGGAAUUUCUUGGGAUCGUGUCAUUUUGUUUCAGCUUUUUUAGAUCUGUUGUCUGACUUGAUUCUUUUCGGGACAGAUUUAUUUCUUGAUUGAACAAGUCCAGAGGUAAUCAGGCUUGGGUGUGAUCAGUGAAAGUUAACCAAAAAAUAUGAUUAGCCACAAUUCAUGAUUUAACAAGGACGGUAAUUACUUUUUCACACAGGUAACUUUGUGGGUUUAUAUAUAUAUAGUUUUUUUCCUUAAAAAAAAAUUCAUUUUCAUUUAGCAUUUUAAGUUCACUUGGGUUAUAUUUGUCUAUUUACCUUUGUUUGUUGAUCUUAAACAUUAAAUUUGGAAAACUAUGCAAAAAUAUUAUAAUUUGAGAAGGGGGGCCAAUA
Phycodurus eques (leafy seadragon) is the source of this 2719-nucleotide messenger RNA. It is a transcript of the gene waca, whose product is annotated as WW domain containing adaptor with coiled-coil a. Gene Ontology annotation, cellular component: nucleus. Gene Ontology annotation, molecular function: RNA polymerase II complex binding; chromatin binding. Lineage: Eukaryota; Metazoa; Chordata; Actinopteri; Syngnathiformes; Syngnathidae. Gene Ontology annotation, biological process: positive regulation of TORC1 signaling; regulation of autophagy. Bases 236 to 1708 code for a protein of 490 amino acids. The record is from RefSeq and is a predicted model, not a curated record. The transcript is spliced from 12 exons.